CCGGGCUGCAAACCUAAAGUACUGCGGAAAUCCAAAAUGGUAGCGUGAUCACUUCUAUGCAGGAGUAAGUCAUCGCUAGUAUCGCAGAGCACGAUGGAGGUCUUGCUUCAACAAGAACGGGGAUGGAAUUAUAACACGUCAACUUUUACUUCAAACACUUACACGUCAGAGAGACGUCAGACAAACUUUUACAAUUACACACUUUUACUGGCAGAUCGAGAACUACAAGAACUCAUCGUCAUCUCACCGAGAAAGAGAAUGAAAAGAUUUUUAGCAGGAGAGAUGUCUAGUAUCUUGAGCUUUAGCUUUUAUUUGACGCACGAUUUCAAAUAGGCGGACAGAAGAGCAGAAGGAGCAAAACUGCUUACAGCUUGGACGGACGUUAGGAAUUCAGUCGGUGACUUUUAGGUGACUGCCGAGCAAUAUGAAUUUCUGGCACCCCCCCAGCGCCGACCUUUGUGCUAGGUCUCAGCGCCUGCGUUGAUGCUUCUUUCGCCCGUCCUUUCUCAGCCAGUGGAGGUCGCUGCUCUGACUGUAAGUAGUCAGAGUCGUGAGGAGGAUGGGCCGGCUAGCCCUGACCUUUUGAUGUAGAGGCAAAGCCUCUGCCACAGCCUCAAUGGAUGCAGUUAUGAAGCCUGGAGUCGUCACAAAGAUGCUGGCUCCAGGCUGCUGCGCGUGCAUUCAGGGGUCCACUGUGGCAGCUACCAAGCCUAUUUCCGGGCCAUUUGGACAGAUAUCAAGCUUGGGUGGGGGGGAAUCGAGGCAACUUUUUUGGUUGGUGACACGAGUGGUGACACGGGCCGGUGACACGGAGCCAAAAAAGUCGCCAAUUUGGUGCCACCGCGACCUGUGACAGCCGAUGGUGACUCCAGAAAUCGUCUCGGUGACAGCCGACUUGUGCUCCGUGUCACCGGGCUUGAUUUUGAGCUCGGUGACAUCAAGAGUGCCGCCGUGUUUAGCUCUCAAACUUGGCCGAAAUUAUCGGAAUCUCGGAAAUUCUCACACUUUGGCGAAUUUUUUGCCAAAGAGUCAGCUUUUUCUUGGAUUCCAAAAAAGCAGGAAAUUGUCAAUGUGGUUUGACUUGAUAGGGCGGGGGUUGUGGGCGUGCCUAGGGCACAAACACACUAUAGACAGUUUAAAUCUGCCCAAAUGUGUGAGCUGUUGGGCGCCGCGUUUGGCCCCCCUGCGCCGGGCAACCGGCCGAAAAUUUGACGCACGAUUUUAAAUAGGCGGACAGUAGAGCAGAAGGAGCAAAACUGCAACUAGGACUGUUAUCAAGUUCCGCUUAUUUCAUCUGUAGUUUGCGACUUUUACGCCAUGACAGAUUACUAGACUCUGACCAUGUUAGUUUUUGA
Molecule: messenger RNA, 1355 nt
Organism: Amoebophrya sp. A120
Lineage: Eukaryota; Dinophyceae; Syndiniales; Amoebophryaceae
Source: the annotation of a GenBank genome assembly